UUUCUAUCUUGUGUCUUUCAGACAGGGUCUGGCCAUGUAGCCCAGGCUGCUUGAACUCCCAGCGAUCCUCCUGCCUCAGCCUCCCAAGUGCUGGAACGAGAGGCAUGGAUGGGCCAGCACGCCCUGUGGGUCCUACGGGUGCUCAGCGGCUGGCUCAGGGCUGGCUAAUCUGCCAAGGCCACUAAGACUGUGCCAAGGACAUCAGUUCUUUUGUCUCCACAGCUGAAGGGCAAAGCAGGGAUGAGGCCUCUGCCUCCUGAGGCACUGGGCUGAGGGCGACAAAAGUGCUGGAGCCACACAUGCCUGGGACAAGGGCCCAGCUCUGUCACCUGGGAGCAAUAGUGGGGGACAUGGGGCCAGAAAUUGAUUCUGCUGAGCAGUCGGCCCCUUGUGUGGAUCUAGCCACUCAUUGAUAUUCAGCUGCUCAUUAAUAUUUGACCACUAGUUAAUAUUCAAUGGAUAAUUAAUAUUCAACCACUCAUUGAUGUUCCUUGCUCUGUGUGGCCAGUGGCUCAUGAAUAUUCAGAGCCUCUGGGCUGUUUAGUGGCUUAUUAGUAUUCAGUCAUGUGUCCGCCCUCAGCCUCCAGAGAUCCAGAAUCUGCGUAUUUAACCCACCUCAGACUGAAAAUAUUGGUGGCCUGGUGGGUUGCGCACCCCUAAUCCUAGCAUUCAGGAGGCAGAGGCAGGAAGACCACUGUGAAUUCGAGGCCAAUUCAGGCAACAUAAUGACACCCUAUCUCAAAACAAAACAACGGAACAAAAAGGAAAUGUUGGAAAAAAUCGCAUCCGUACUGAAUAUGCAGUCCUUAGUCUCUAAAGCAGUGGGGGCAAACCUGUGGCACAUGUGCUGCAGCGGGCUGUGUGUUAUUAAUUAUAGAAACCCUAAAAGGUUCCCCAUCACUGCUCUAACCCAUCUAGCAGGACAGCUAUUCACAAAGCACCGUGUCUCGUGGUGUUGCAUGGUGUCCUGGAGGAUUGAUCAACCUCCUAUGGAUCCUUCAAAACCUCAGCUUCGAUAUCCCACUCUUUCCCGCUGGCCCAGCUCUAACCCCACAAGGGGGGCCCUGUCCAGGGUUCAGGCAUCAAAACUCCCACAGAAGCAUUCAGCGUAUGCUUGAAUGAAUCCAUGGGUGAAUGAUUUUCACAUGUGCAGGCAGGGGGCCAUCUGGAAAAAGCACUGAGUCUCCCCAGGCUGGGCCAGAAGCACUGUGUCACACAGGUCCAGAUGUGGCCAGCUCUGAAGCUGUUUCCUGCUUGAGGUUUUCAUGCUUCAUGACUUUGGGGGGGCGCCCUGGAGAGUGGGAUACAGGGCGUGGGUCUCAGUUGCUCUGGGAUACCAGGAGGAGGGGAGACUCUGCCUGCCACCAACUCCUAUGUGAACUAUGCAAACCCUCCUGAGAGCUGACUGUCACAUGCUGCUGAAUGAAUGAGUGACCUUCAUAGACGUGGCUGGAUAGGAGUGGCUAGGAUGGAGUCUGGUUGUUGGACUUAGAAUCCUUACAUUAAGCAAAACCAGAGCUCAGAGAAGAAAAACAGGCCACUGAUGAAGAAUGCUUCAUAUGUAAAGAGUUUUUACAAAAACUAAGAAAAUGCAAACAAAGGAACAAGCCUUGAUGAGAUUCACUGAAGCCAAAUCGUCACCCCAAGCGGUUCUGUUUCACCCUGAAACUCCAAUUCCAUGAACAGAAGCCUUUGGGUAGUUUGACCCCCUCUUGCUCCAAUCCCCCUUUUCAGUGACCAGGUGCUGUUGGGAAGACUGAGGAAACUCCAAGCCAGCACUUACAUCCCAAGACUGCCUGAGGGGCCAUCAAGGGAUCCGGCCACCAGGAUGCGCUGGCCCCGGGCACGGCGGCCUGACCUGGCGCUGGCCCUGGGCGCUGUCACCUCCCUCGUGCUCCUCAGCCUACACGCGGGCCCCCUGUCCUCCCUGGGGAUAUACAGGCGGCGGGACAUCCCCGAGACCCCCGAGACCCCGGGAACCCCAGCUCAGCCCCCCACGCGCCCCCCGCCCGCCCCGUGUCUCCCCAACACCUCGCUGGCCGCGCACCCAGACUUCGCGGGGCAGCCCCCACACGUGCGUGACUUCCUGCUCUACCGACACUGCCGCGACUUCCGGCUGCUGCAGGACCCGCCCCCCGCCAAGUGCGCGCCGCCCGUGUUCCUGCUGCUCGCCAUCAAGUCCUCGCCCGCCAACUACGAGCGCAGGGACAUCGUGCGGCGCACGUGGGGCCAAGAGCGGCAGGUGCAGGGGGCGACCCUGCGGCGCCUCUUCCUGGUGGGCACCUCUGCCAACCCACACGAGGCCACCAAGGUCAACCGGCUGCUGGCACUGGAGGCGCGGGAGUACGGCGACAUCCUGCAGUGGGAUUUCCACGACACCUUCUUCAACCUCACGCUGAAGCAGGUGCUGUUCCUGGAGUGGCAGAAGACCCGGUGCCCCGACGCCAGCUUCGUGCUCAACGGGGACGAUGACGUCUUCGCGCACACGGACAACAUGGUCGCCUUCCUGCUUGGCCUGGACCCCGAGCACCACCUGUUCGCGGGACACCUGAUCCAGGGCGUGGGCCCCAUCCGUGUGCCGUGGAGCAAGUACUUCGUGCCGCGCCUGGUGACCGAGGACGAGCAGUACCCGCCCUACUGUGGGGGCGGGGGCUUCCUGCUGUCGCGCUUCACGGCCCGCGCCCUACAGCGCGCGGCGUCCGCCCUGGACCUCUUCCCCAUCGACGACGUCUUCCUGGGCCGCUGCCUGCACCACCAGGGCCUGCGCCCCGCCUCGCACAGCGGGGUGCGCACGGCCGGCGUGCAUGCGCCCUCGGCCGCCCUGUCCUCCUUCGACCCCUGCUUCUACCGCGAGCUGCUGCUGGUUCACCGCUUCCUGCCCUAUGAGAUGCUGCUCAUGUGGGAUGCGCUCAGCAGGCCGGACCUGGCCUGCGGGCGCCAGAAGCAGGUCUACUGAGGCAGCACUGUUCGCCUGCUAAGGGACACCUUCCUCCCAGGAAGCCGAGACCUUGGCCUUGAUGGGUGAGCUGAGCAGCGGGUGUGCCAGGGAGAGUGGGACGUGUGAGUCCGCCGCUGGUCAACUCCUAUGCAUCCUUCAAAACCCCCUUGGUACUGCCCAUCCCAUGCUCCCUAGACUGUAGGCUGCAGGGACCUCCGAAAAUAUCACCAACUCCUUUCCGAGGCGGGGAAGACACGAAGGACCCUCUGCUAGGACUUGUCUGGGGUGGAUCCAGCCGGCUCGGAGGACCGCACCACCACCCAGUGCUGAGCUCGACUCAGAUGGGAUGCUAAACUGCACUUGGGAAGCCAGGCUGAGUCACCUCCGAAUUUCAAGGCCAACCAGGACCUCUGCGUUCACAGGAGGCUGAAGUGAGGAGCAUUUGGAGCCAGGAAAGCGGGGUCCUGAGCCCUCCGGAGGCGGGGGCUGGGGUGCAGCACCCGUCCCUGGCUGCGGGACAGAGGGUUCCGGUGGCAAGCGGGGGCCAGAAGUGGGCGCUGUGGAGAACGGGGUGCUCAGGGGCCCUCGGGACACCAGGAAAGAGCGGGAGCAGGGGGUCCCCAGCAGCCCCACCCACACGGACCUGGGGUCAAGCAAGCGGUGACCCCUGCCCUGGAGUCAGUAGGUUGGGGGUGCGAUGGGAAUAAAACAGUUUGUGCAA
This is a messenger RNA of Heterocephalus glaber (naked mole-rat), 3659 nucleotides long. The record is from RefSeq and is a predicted model, not a curated record. Lineage: Eukaryota; Metazoa; Chordata; Mammalia; Rodentia; Bathyergidae.